CUACAUUACCAUCGCGAAAAGAAAUGUUUUUUGAACUUCGCGUUUAGAUCGGCAUGACAAGCAGCAUGCAUAUAGAGCAAGGUCUUCGAUUGAUGCUUGCUUUCUAGGCUUGGACCUUGCCCCUCCUAACUGUCUCCAGACACGGAGGCAAGCCUUGGCAGCCAGCAGAGCUAUUGGGAUUUGAGACAGCUGUGACCCGCCCUUUUUCUUCAUUCUAGAACGGUGUGAAAUUAUAUUUUCCUCUGUAUCGUGCCAGAACUUUGCUCUCUUCCUUGCCGUAAUUAUCGCCACUCGUUCAAAAGGCCGUCUUCGCCGUUGGUGGCCCGCGACUCCUGCUUCACGAGUUUUUCUUCGUUUUCGCCAUCGAGACACGUUUCGCAUGUUUGUUUUCGAGUUUUGUGUAUGUUGAGAGAUGCGGAAAACGCUAUUAUGCAGUGGGGGAUCUUUCGUCUUCAUGAUCUGGACGUACACGGGCUCUGUUCUCAGCACUUUCUCUUUUGCGUGUAUGUAGGACCGUCGGUCAAACGUUUAAGAAGCGCUUGCCGUGUACACCAGAGACUUGCAACUUCCUCUCGUUUUUGCUUCACGGACUGGCAUUGUAAAAGGCUGACUCGCGAUUUUUCGUCCAACGUAACCUUUCUGGGCGAAGUGGUUAAGCCGGCAACGAACGGCUGUUUAUUUUGAGGAGCAUAUGGAGUCGGGAAGUCCGUUUCAUUCCAGGGGACAGCCAAGUCAAGAGUCGUACGACACCCCUGCAGCACCUGCGUUGGACUUGUGCACGUUGAAUGCGCCUCAAACGUGACUUCCGUGUCAAGAUGGCGUCUUUGCUGGACAUGACAUUCGGGAGUGACAGCGAGGAAGAUGACGAAGACUACGCUGGUUCUGCUGGCUCGUCCGAGGUAUCUGGGGAGGACGCAAGUGACGAUGACGAGCAACCAGCGACUCAUGCAGGCAUACGGAAACACGGCGAUUCGUCUAACCCUUCCCAGGCAGCGGCUUCUGCUUCGGCGACGGAGGCGGUAGCAGAGCUGAGAGAAGGCAGCGCGCUGGAGGGGGCUGACGAGAGCGAGAUGGCAGCGGGGAGACGUAAACCUGUCAUUUUGUCCAGCAGCCGAAGAAAGCGGCUGCUUAGAGGAAAACACAAAGAGGACGAAAGGCGAAAGUCAAAUGCUGCCAAGAAGGCAGAAGCAGAGGCACGGAAGGAAGAAGCCGCGUCUCUCUUUGCGGAAAUGGAAAAGGAAUCUCGUGACGCUCUCCUUUCGUACAACUCCCCGACUCCGACAGACGACUUCUUGUUACAGUUCCACCGCCGCUGUCCUUCGACUGGAGAAAAGAGAAACAGCACGUGGCAGAAACUGAACCAUCACCUGUCCAUUGCGGUAUCCGCUCUUCAGCAGUCGCCAGCUUCUCAGCUUGGUGGCAGUGAGCCCGCGUUCGCAUGCUCCACGGAUGCACCGAACAGUGGAGAGAAAGCAGUUUCACGAGGAUAUCUGGAACUGAGGGCAGCGGCAGGCGCCGGUGCCUCUGCUGCCGUGGGGUCGAGGGAGGCGACCGAUCCAGUGGGGUACGGAGACCAGAAAAGCGCAGAAGACUUCAAAGAGCCGCGUGGACAUGUGCCCCUCCCGUCAAACGGUGUGAACUGUGCAGAAGCAGCGUUCAGUAUCCGAGAAUUCAAAAAGAGGUGCCGUCGCCCAACAGAUGCGGCGCUCAUCAAGCUGAGAGACGAAGCCAUGAAAAGUCUAGAGAUGACAGGAGAGGUGAUUGUGAAGAAGGUAGCGCGCUUCGCUGGCCAGAAUAUCGAAGUCGAAGAGCGCAUGGAGGCUGCGUCAGAAGAGUACCAGAAGUUCCUGCAAAAGCAGCAAAAGACAAUGCAACUUGGGGGACAAUUUGCCGAGCUCGACGGCAUCGUUGCUGCACUGGAUGGACCUUCGGCCAUCAACUCCGUACAGAAGUCCCAGGCUGACUGGGAAAAAUUCAAACGAGAUAAGGGUAUCGAAGCGGAGCUCAAGAAAGGUCACGGAUAUCUGGACAAGCAGAGCUUCCUUGCCGAGACCGAGUGGCGCCAACACGAAAAGAACGUUGAGUUGCGCCGGCGGCAGCAGCUCCAGCAGCAAGCUCAACAGCAACCGCCGCGUGCUUGAUAUUUUCGUACUCCCAUGAGAGCAAGCACGUCAAAGCGAACUCCUUUGUACAUCAAGGAAGAUAUGAUUUUUUUCGUACACCAAAAACUACUCGGGGGCAAAUCUAGUGCGUGCUUUUCGUCUUAUCACUACGGGUAUGCUGCCAACAGCGAGGGUCGUCUAGCUUCUCUAAGCCUAAACGCAUACGAUUCUGGCUUCGUGUCAUCCAUCAUAUUCCUUGUUUUUGGUGGUUUCUGAUUGUGCAAAUACCUGGGCAUCCGGACUGAACAUGAGGCCAUGUAUGUAUACGAGAGUGCUUGAGCCUCUCGUGCAUGAGGCCCCCUCACAAACGGAGUAAUCCACUACGUGGAACCGUGCCUGGGAGAGAAGUCAAUAACCACCAGGAUGGCUGUACAGCUGAAUCUAAUGAGCAGGAGUAGUGGAGAAUGUCAUCCAACUGACUUGGAUCGUGUGAUUUUGCUCACACACCCUCAUCCUCACUGUGUCUAUCCUAAGGGCACAUGGGCAUUCGAACUGAUUCUGAAACUCGAAGCAAUCAAACCAGAGUGGUUAGGAUUAUGAGAUCACUUUGUUACAUCUGGAGCGGCGUUCGUGGCCGUGGGGAUGUUCCAAAUUCUAAGGACUAAUCGCUUAUCAUGGAAACGCGCCAAGACUAACUCUAGGGCACUGUCGUGCCGUGAGGCUGUCACCGGGCUGCCUUCAAGUACGCGUUCAUAAUCAUGACACAACAGUGUGGUGUUAGCAAACGGAUGCGUCAUGAUAAGUUUAAUGGUAUGUUGUGCUGGUUACUCACUUUCCUCUACACAGCAGGCGCCGGCGCUCAGAGGUAAUAGAUACGUACGUGCAUAGGAAUCAUGUGGAUCGUUUAUCUAUUGCUGGAAACCGACAAGUUGGUUGCUUAUCGGUGAAACGCCGUGAAUACUAUACAAUCAUGACGAGGCACCACACACGG
Messenger RNA from Toxoplasma gondii ME49, 3093 nucleotides. RefSeq names its product bucentaur or craniofacial development domain-containing protein. The coding region runs from base 786 to 2141 and encodes 451 amino acids. The transcript is spliced from 9 exons. NCBI's taxonomy places the organism in Eukaryota, Apicomplexa, Conoidasida, Eucoccidiorida, Sarcocystidae. The record is from RefSeq and is a predicted model, not a curated record.